Acaulospora morrowiae is the source of this 802-nucleotide messenger RNA. The record is from the annotation of a GenBank genome assembly. NCBI's taxonomy places the organism in Eukaryota, Fungi, Glomeromycota, Glomeromycetes, Diversisporales, Acaulosporaceae.
AUGUCCAAGAGCGCCAGAUUUCCGUCAGUGAGUAGAACUGUAAGUGUUGACAGGAGUAAGGAAAUUGCAAGGGAGACGGAUUAUUUGGACUUGGAUCAAUUGGACCUAAAUCGCACUUACACUCUCGAAGAGUUUGAAAUUAUAAGCGAUCAGCUCAAAAAUCGUUCUUUGGAAAUCAAAGUUGAUAGCGAGCUUGUUCCCAUCAGUCACUUCGAACUUGAUAAAUCUGGAAAGUUAGUUCCCAUGUCACCAACACCAAUUUUUAAGGAAGUUGCUGUUGUGGAGAUUUAUGCCCAAAUUCGUAAUUGGAAUGUUCAAACUGGUCAAAACGGUGCUGUGACUUGUUCGCAGGGAGGCUUUCUAAUCGAAAUGGGAGAGGUUCAAAUACCAGAUGUCGCCUUUACGCCAAAAGAAAUUUAUCGCAAUCUAACUGAUGAGCAAGGUACCUCCUUUCGAGGCCCACCAUUUAGCCCUACGUUUGUCGUGGAGCUAGGUUGGCUAAUUGAUCCUAUUAACGAUGAGAUCUGGGUCUACAAGCGAAGCCCCGCAAACGGCAAUGUCUUUCGUUGUCACCGUGAUUGGGGAGACUUGGAUGGAGGCGAUACUUUGCCAGGUUUUAAGCUGGACAUACGGAAUGUAAAAGAGGCAAUUUCGCAAGAACCGUCAGAGUCAGAUCCUUCGGAAUCAGAAGACGAAAAUACACAACAUUCCUGUCCGUAUUGUUCACAGACUUUCAGCAAUGGUUACCACUUGAUGAAGCAUAUGGAAAAUGAUCAUUUACGUAAGAAACGGAUUAGUAGAG